CAGCAAGCACCGCUAGCACUACCACCACCAGCACCACUAUCACCGGCAGCAGCAGCAGCAGCAGCAGCACGAUCAGCAAUCGUAGCCACUGGCAGCACCGCCGUCGCGAGUCUCAGUCGCCACCGGCGCCACUACCGCCUCUACCACCGCCUCUAUAACCACCGCUCUUGGCAGUAGAGCCUCGCAGAGACGUCCACCUCGUGGUCGUCGGCACUUCCUUGCGGACGGUGCUGGUGUCCGGGUGGUUUUCUAGGACGUGCGUUUGCUCCACGAGUAAAGAGAAAGAAAGAGAGAAAGAGAAAGAGAGAGACGAGAUUGUCAGUAGAAUAGAAGAUAUCCAGUGGUAGGAAAUAGGGAAAAGAGAUAGAUAGAGAUAGAUAGAGAGAGAGAGAGAGAAAGAGGUAGUAGUAGUAGUAGUUGAAAGAAGAGGGGUUGAAUCAAAGGAAAAGGCAGCAGCGAGUAGUAGUAAGUUUUGAUAGUUCCCAUUAGACGACGUAUUAGACACGCGUAUCGAUGCACAUUCUCAUCUAUUAUCAUUGUGUACGGUGGCUGAGGUUUUAACUGCGCGCGCGAUAUUACGUUUUUGGAGGGUUUCUUCCCUCCUCUCGGGAGUGCCGUCGACGGUUGUUCUCGCGCGGGCUAUUCUACCGGCGAGGUAGGAGGAGGUGGCGCGGAGGGCGAUCGCAGGGUCGUCGUCCUUGUCAUCCGCAGCAAGUAGCGGAGGAAGGAAAGGGAAGGUACGGGACGGGACGGGCAGGGAAGGGUAGGGAAGGGAAGGGAAGGAGGGUCCAUCGGUCGAAGUGACGGUGCAUGGUGAAGUGUCGCGAGCGAAGCGGUGUCGUCUCGUCGAGGAGGUGGAGGAGGAGGAGUAGGAGAGGAGUGGCGGAAAUAGGCGAGAGAUUGGUCGCAGGGGUAAGGAUAAGGGUGGUAUCGGGCCGAGGAAAGGUUGCGAGUGUUUGUGGUGAUGCCUCGCAUCGGCGAGUCCUCCUCCAGGUCGUCGCAGGGUGUCGUCGUCGCAGGUGCGCUCGAGUCGCGCUCGCCCUCACCGACGACGCGGAUACGCUGACGAGGGCAGCCCACGGUGGCACGGCAGUCGUCGUCGCUCCUGCAGGCCAUGUAUUACGCUCCGGUAAUCGACCCUACCGGCAGCAGCUGCAGUGCCAGCGACCACCACCACCGGCAACUAGACCACCAUUACCAUCACCCCCAUCAUUCCCCUCAUCCCCAUCAUCCAAAACAACAACAACAACAACAACAGCAACAGCAACAAGAAGAGCAACCGCAUCAUCCUCGUCAUCGUCAUCAUCAUCAUCAAUAUCAUCGGCAUCGUCAUCGACUACUUCAACCGGCGGCUACAGAAGAAUCGAACAGGACGGAGGACGAGCCGGCUUAUGUCCUUUUACUUCGUUCACCCAAAAGACCAGCUGCUGCCUCCUGCUGUCACGCUGCGAGGAGACCGGGCAGAAGACGACGCGACGGUGGACAUGCCGUCAGGAUAUUCCUCGUCGCCACCGCCGCUGCCUUCCUCGCCCUCGCCGUUUCCCCGGUGUCCGGUACGUCGAACAAAAAAGAGGAAGAAGCGGCGGUGUCCUCGGUGGGUGUCACGGAAGAAAAUGGUGUCCUAGGCAUGACAAGGCCCAAACCAGGAAACAAUCCUGGUGGAGAUAUAGACUUAUUAGCAGCCCUGCAGCUGCACAAUACUACGCGGCAGGGUGUCACGCAGGUACAGGGACUGUUUAGACUGAGGGCAGCUUAUUAUCUUCAGGGCGAUGAAAGAGAGCUCCGACUCAGCGAGGCAAGUUUCAAACGAGUGGCUGCACUACUCCGGCGGGUUCCGGAAUUUACUAUAGCUACUGCAUUACGCCAGGAGGAGGCCAAUUCCGGGACGAUCGUCGCCUUUUCACACGGGAACAAUAGAUAUUUGGAGCUGCAGAGCAGCGGACGCAAAGAUGAACUUCGAUUACAUUAUGUAUCACGCUUAGACGGUAAUGUCCACGUCGAGGCAUUUCCUUUUCGUUUGGCUGACGGAGCCUGGCAUAGGGUUGCCAUGAGUAUAAGUGGCUCGCAGGUCGAGCUACUAGUCGACUGUCAUUCAAUCUACAGGCGAUUAAUCAUAACAGGCCCACCGGACACGAAUUUCACUCAACCACAAUUACAACUUUGGGUUGGACAAAGAAAUGCUAGGCAUUUUCUAUUCAAGGGUGCUUUGCAGGACGUCAUGCUGAUACCAGGACCCCAUGGAUAUCUCUCGCAAUGUCCUAGACUCGAUUCUGCUUGCCCUACCUGCGGACAAUUUUCUCUACUUCAGAAUACCGUCGAGAGGCUUAUGAUCGAUUACAAAAACUUGCAAGAAAGGCUAGCCGUUGCAGAGAACAGAAUAAGCAAGGUCGAAGAAUGCGAGUGCCAAAAAUCGUGCAGAGUCAAUGGUACCGUUCACGAGGACGGUGCAACCUGGGAAAAAGGUUGCCAACAAUGUUCUUGCGUUCAUGGUGAAAUCGAGUGUAGACCGACACCCUGUGCUCCCGUCCCCUGUAAAUAUCCAGUCAUUCCUCCGGGACAGUGCUGCUCGAUUUGCUUGAAACAAUGUUACCUGCACGGUAUUAUCUAUGAUCACGGGGAAAAGGUAUCACCGAAACAAUGCGUCGAAUGCGAUUGUUACGACGGUAGUUUUACCUGUCAGAGAUUCGACACCGAAACAAGGUGUCCACCACUGCCUUGUCCACCCAGUGAACAAAUCAGCGUGGCCGAGGAAUGUUGCAAGUUUUGCCCAGGGGUGGACUACUGCGCGAAGGGCCACAAGUGUCACGCUAACGCGUCCUGCCUGAAUCUCCAGACGACCUACGCCUGCCACUGCGAUAUCGGUUUCCAGGGGGAUGGUCAUAACUGUCACGACGUGGACGAGUGUAAGCAACAAGGUGGUUCGGAAGGUCAUCAUUGCAACGCCAAUACCAGAUGCGUCAACGUGAUCGGCUCUUAUACGUGCGAAUGUCUUCCCGGUUAUCACAGAGUCGACAAGUUCAAUUGUGCCGAAUUGGACGAAUGCGUUACAGGACAUCACACGUGCGACGAACACGCUACCUGCGUUAACACUGCCGGCAGUUAUUACUGCGUUUGCGAGGACGGUUAUGCCGGCGAUGGGCACACGUGUAAACCAAUUUGCAAUCAGACUUGCCAAAACGGUGGAGAAUGCGUUGCACCUGGUCGUUGUUCUUGCCGAAGAGGAUACAUCGGUAACAGCUGCGAACUCGACUUGGACGAGUGUGCCAGCGAUCUUCACAGAUGUCACGAAUCGUCUAGCUGUUUCAAUAUGCCCGGUUGGUAUUAUUGUCGUUGUAAACCUGGAUACAGAAGUGCUCUGCACGACAGCACCCAGGGUACUCAAUGUCUCGAUAUCGAUGAAUGCAACGACGAAACUAUCGAGAGAAGUCAUACGUGUCAUCCGACAGCAAAAUGCAUCAACACCGAGGGUGGUUAUGCGUGUGCCUGUCCAAGGGAGGAUAACGACACCGACAAAGAAUGUAGACUUAGUUGUAUGUUUGAGAAUAGAGAAGUGGCUAACGGUGAUACCUUGGCACCAGCAGGCAAUCCUUGCAGACGUUGCACUUGCAACGACGGUGUUAUUACUUGCCGAGAUCCAACUUGCGAUUGCAAUGUACCUGGUAGUCGCAAAGACAAAUGUUGUCCGCAAUGCGAUCCUGCGGCAUCCUGUAGACAUCAGGAAUUACAUCAUUUGAUCUUUAGGAGCGGGGAACGUUGGAUAUACCAAUGUCAGACUUGCGAGUGUCUGUACGGCGAGAUCGAUUGUUGGCAAAUGGAGUGUCCACCGAUUACCUGUUCGAAUCCGAUUACCGAAGAUGGCGACUGUUGUCCUCGUUGCGAGGACGAUCCUUGCGCGCGCGAAGUUGCCUUGAACGGUACAUCCUUGUCGAGUCCUAAUCAUCCAAGGCCGUGCAGCUACGCAGGCAUUAUACACGACAGUGGCAGCUCUUGGCAGGAUCCCCAUGACAAAUGCACCACGUGCGAGUGCAAGGUGCCGUACUGCGCCCAAUUGGACGGGCAGCUAUGCUGCAGCUACGAUUACGGCUGCGCUGGCGAUCUGGGUUACGAGCAGCAACAGCAACAGCAACGUCCUACAAUCGGUGUUCCUGAGUCUCUCGUACAGCCUCUAUCGGACUCUACGAGGUGGUCAUUGGUCGAGGGUACACAGGAAGCAGUUGUAUCAGCGGUCACCACCAGGGUCUAUCACCAACACCAACAGCAGCAGCACCAACAGCAACAACAGCAGCUCGUGUCGAUUGCAUCAUCAUCUUCCACCGUCGCCACCCCCCAUUCUUCAUCAUCCUCGUCAUCGGGAAGUAAUUCAUCAUCGGGCCCAGGUAGAAAGGUUUACCUCGGCAGUUCCAACAGGCAGCAACAACAACAACAACAACAACAACGACUCGUCCAGUCGCGAAACAAUCGUCGUUCCCGAUUUUUCGAAGAACAACAGCAGCAGCAGCAGCAACAGCAACAGCAGCAGCAACAAUUGCAACAACAACAACAACGAGCAACAACGACGAUAAGAGGUGAACAGAGCAUCGGUGGAACAACGGUGUCGGUGUCGCGUGGUUCGACUUCGAUCUCAACCUCAACGACAACGAUGCCAGCUACGAAGAACGUUUCUAACAAGAACCGAGACGAUUUCGAUCACGACUGUGCUAAAACGACUCGCCACCGAACGGCAUCAACCUCCUCCUCCCCCUCCUCCUCCUCCUCCUCCUCUUCCUCCUCUUCCUCAUCAUCAUCAUCAUCAACCUCCUCUACCCCGGUCUCUUCGUCAUUAUCCUCGAGCUCGUAUUCCAGCAGCUCAUCCACAUCCUCAGACUCUUCUUCCAGCAAUACGACUGCAAUAGCAACAGCAACAGCAGAAUCAUCAUCAACUGUCACCCUUCUCGUCCCAUCCUCCUUGUCAACGAUCGACGAGUUUUCAACGUAUCCCACGAAAACGUCAAAUUCGAUUAAAAAAUCAAACGAAGAAGGUGUUGACAGUGUCGCUACUGAUCAUCCAGGUGCUCGUAAGGUUACUACUACUACUACUACUACUACUACUACUACCGGUAACGUUGUUUCUUCUUCUUCUUCUUCUUCUUCUCGUGAUCGUCGAUCAUCAUCCUCGUUAACACCAUCGGUUGGACGCCGUCACAAAUACGACAAGGACGAGUCAUUUUUACGCGGUAACCCAACUUGAACGAGCCCAAUCUCGGGGAAGUUAGAAAAGAUGAGAGAGAUAUGUAUAUAUAUAUAUAUUAUAUUAAUAUAUAUAAAUAUAUAUAUAUAUGAUUGCGUCGAGAUGUUCGGUAAGGCAUUCCACGGGACGUACAAACAAAAAAAAGAAAAAAAAGGAUUUCUUUGAACAAAAUAUGGGAAGGGAAAAGAUGGAGAUCGUAGAACCGAAAUGUUUGUUACAAGCCACGACGACGAUUAUCAAAAAGAAAGAACGAGAUAGAAACAAUGACAAAGACAGAGACAUAGCAGAAGCCAAUGGGAAAGAAAGAAAACGAAGAAACCGAAAAAAUGUCCGAACAUAAUGGAAAUAUAAAAGGAAACUUUUCGUAACCUUCUAAAUGGCCAGGAUAGAAAUCCGAGGAGUCGUGAGGUUGCCUUAGUGCUUCCCGAAUUCGCAGAUUCCUACUUUUUUUUUCCAGGAUCGAUUCGAGUUCGCUGGCUUUCUCCCUCCUUUAUUUCUAAUCCAAAUAAACCCCAGCCUCACCCCCACAACCCUCGCCCUACGACCCUCCUACACCUAGACUUUCGAAGAAAAGAACAAAAUGUAAUUAUUUUUUGUUCUUCUGCUUUCCGAUGAUCGAUUGCGUUAACGUGGAUCGAGCAGAAGCAUUUAGCCGAGCUUUCGAUGAGCUUUUGAUAUAUAUAUCAUGACAUUUCGAUUAAGAUUCGCUUAUCGCAAAGUUUUCAAAUGAUCGAUAAGCGAAUCUUAAUACGAAUCGUUAAAAAUCGUUUAUAUGUAUUAAAUGAUAUCUACGAUAUAAUCGUCGUAUACGAUUUAACGAGGAACGAGUUAUGUAUAAAAUGAACAAAAACAACAAGAACAACAAGAACAAGAACAACACACUUUCGUCUUAUUUCGGCGUAAUUUUCAUCGACACUGGUAGCGCACAAUAUUUGGGCCUUAUAAGAGUAUAAAAAUUCAAUGUUUCCGCUGAUUCUACGACUCCUAAAGUGAUACGAGGAAGAAGAAAAUGAGAGAGAGAAAGAGAGAGAGAGAGAGUUAAGAAAAUAAUAUACUCAAAUACAAAUAUACAUACAUACGAACUUACAUGUAUACAUAUAUACAUACAAACGUAAAAGAUAAUUUCCUUUCUCCUUUGAGCCGUUAGAAAAUGAGAGUAAGCGGUAAUAUACAAAGUGAUCCAAUCAAAUCUAUCCACCCUUAAUCUGUUCAACAUUUUUCGAAUAAAUUGAAAUUUCAAUACGAUUGAAUAAAACAAACUAAGAGAGUGCAUACAUUUUAUUGGUUCACUAUGUAUAAUAUAUAUAUAUGAUAUAUAUUUGUGUAUCAUAAGGAAACAUAAUUCGCGAGGAUGAUAGAAAAAAUGUUCUAGAAAUAAUAAGAGGACGUUUAAGAAACAAACCCCCUUCCCACCAUACCCCGAGCGUGUAUUACAAUUGCAUAUUUAUAGAGACGCGUAAAUUGCAAACAACAACAACAACAAAAAUAUAUAUAUAUAUAUAUAUACAUAUGUGUAUGUAUGUGUGUGUGUGUGUAUGUGUAUAUUCGACGAUAUAAAAGAAAAAAAGAGGAAAAGGAGAUACGAGUAUGAAACUUAUUCGAUGUUGAAUAUAUAUCCUUUAAUUAUUAUUCCCGAUCAUUGUGUGUCGGAUCGAGAAUUUCAAGAUGGACGGUAAUAAACGAGAGUAUAUUAACUCGAAAUAUAGAAAUAAUAUACAUACACGCAAAAUAAAAGAUAUCUCUCUGGAAUAUAUAUAUAUAUAUAUAUAUAUCCAUUU
This is a messenger RNA of Polistes canadensis, 7005 nucleotides long. Its product is annotated as protein kinase C-binding protein NELL1-like. The record is from RefSeq and is a predicted model, not a curated record. NCBI's taxonomy places the organism in Eukaryota, Metazoa, Arthropoda, Insecta, Hymenoptera, Vespidae. The transcript is spliced from 14 exons. Gene Ontology annotation, molecular function: calcium ion binding; protein binding. Bases 1115 to 5227 code for a protein of 1370 amino acids.